CAAAUUUUUUUGAAAACGAUAAUCACUACAAAGAAACAGUUUAUGAAUUCAGAUUCGGUAUGAAAUAAUCUAUAAGAGUCAUUUAUAAAUAAAUUGCAAAAUUGCAAGCAUUAAAAAGGUAUCGAGCAAUGCCGGUCGUGUUUACUUACUUUUGGAACGUGUAUUCGUUGCAUACCGUGAAUCUUUAUUAUUUUUUAUGAGGAAAUCCUUCACUAAUGAACAUUUUAUCAGCAUAAUUAUAUAGAUUAUUUCACGUAGGUUCAGCAGAUAUACAAUUUGUUUUUUGAACUUACAUAUUUGCUUUGACACAAGCUCUAAGUGUUUACUUACUUUUGUUAGCCGCUGUACAUACGUAAUCACAUAUCAGAAAGUAUGAAACAAAUAUUCAUAUAUAGCGAGAUAGUGAUAUAAUCUUUUUGCAAUACAAAUUAUUUACGAACACGUGUUUUACGAAUAUAAAGUAUGGAUUCAUACACUUAUUGUUAUAAAAAGCAAGGCAGACAUUGUCAGGACAUGCGGUAACUUGUCUGUCAUUGGAAGAAAGUAGCGUCUCUACCGAACAGGAACGCAUAUGAUGUAGGAAGUAGUAGUUUCAUAUGAAUGGUCGUGCUAUAUUUUGAUACCUGCUUCUGUAUAUUAUUCUCAGUGAUAUAAAAAAUCAUGCGCUUAUAUAAUGCAUGGAGUAUCGCAAGUAAGUUUAGAAAUUACUUGCCGGUGUUAUUACAACACCGAAACUUUACAAUGAAACCACGUGUAUUAGUCACAUGUGGCGAUGUGCCUUCUGCCGGUAUAGAUUUAUUACGUACAAAAUGUGAUGUCACGAUCAUUCAUGCUCUUACAAGUAGCCGCAAAGAUGUGUUACAAGCUCUUCCAGGACAUGAUGCUAUAUUUAUUGCUGUACCCAUGCACGUCGACAAUGAAUUUCUUAAUGCUGUAGGACCCAGUCUGAAAGUAGUUUCAACAAUGUCAGCUGGUUAUGAUCACUUAAACGUUCCUGAAAUUAAAAGAAGAGGUAUUAAAGUCGGUAAUACACCUCUAGCCGUAUCGGUUGCAGUUGCAGAAAUGGCAAUACUCUUGGCAUUGAGUGCAGCAAGACGAGCUCAUGAAGCACGUUUAAAACUCGAACAAGGUGAAGUGAAGAAUAAUUUGCAAUGGAUGAUAGGCCACGAAUUACGAGGAUCGACAGUUGGUAUUGUUGGUUUAGGCAAUAUUGGACAAGCUAUUGUUAAACGUUUGAAAGGAUUCGACGUGAGUCGUUUUGUUUAUACUGGUCAUUCUCGUAAGAAAGCAGGAGAUGAACUUGGCGCCCAUUUUGUAUCACUCGACGAGCUCCUUGGACAAAGCGACUUUAUAAUCGUUGCUACACCACUUACGAAUGAAACCAUGGGAAUGUUUAAUGACGAUACGUUCGGUAAAAUGAAGGAAACAGCGGUAUUCGUAAAUAUUGGUCGUGGAAAAGUUGUAAAUACGGAAGCAUUGAUUAAAGCACUUCGUAAUAAGACUAUUUUUGCGGCGGGCCUUGAUGUCACUGAUCCCGAACCAUUGCCUCCUGAUCACGAACUUCUUAAACUUCCUAAUGCUGUGAUCAUACCACACUUGGGCACUGCUACCAUGAGAACUACAAUUGAUAUGUCAAUUACUGCAGCACAAAACAUUCUCAAUGGAUUAGAGGGUAAGCCAUUAGUGUAUGAAGUAUAAUUAACAAGUUUGCAUGUUUAAAACUUAAAGUUUCAUUAUACAACCUACUACUGUGUAUUUACUUGAAAUGAUGUAAUGACAAUGAUACACUUUUGUAUGUUUAAGAAUAUUUACUGGUAUAAUCGCAUAUAAUAUAUAGUUUAAUAUCACCCAUUCUUUACAUAAAUUUAUACUAUUU
This is a messenger RNA of Megachile rotundata (alfalfa leafcutting bee), 1876 nucleotides long. RefSeq names its product glyoxylate reductase/hydroxypyruvate reductase. Gene Ontology annotation, cellular component: cytosol. The record is from RefSeq and is a predicted model, not a curated record. Gene Ontology annotation, molecular function: hydroxypyruvate reductase (NADH) activity; glyoxylate reductase (NADPH) activity; NAD binding. Lineage: Eukaryota; Metazoa; Arthropoda; Insecta; Hymenoptera; Megachilidae.